This is a messenger RNA of Brassica oleracea var. oleracea, 993 nucleotides long. RefSeq lists its product as uncharacterized. NCBI's taxonomy places the organism in Eukaryota, Viridiplantae, Streptophyta, Magnoliopsida, Brassicales, Brassicaceae. Bases 141 to 812 code for a protein of 223 amino acids. The record is from RefSeq and is a predicted model, not a curated record. The transcript is spliced from 2 exons.
CGAAAUAAUGUCGUAAGAUAUUAUGUGCUUAGCAAAGAAGGACACGAGUCUUCAUAUAAUACGAAUCCUCCCUCUUAGACCAUCAAAGAAUUGUUACCAAGAGACGAAAAGUUCACUUGAAACCAUUUGCAGAGCAUAAGAUGUCCACCAGGGCCGUCAGGAAUGGAGGUCGUGAGGAGCGUCGCAUAACGGUGCGUCCGUCUUCGGGAUCAAUCACUGCAGAUCGCCUUCGUUCCUCGCGUGGGACAACUGCAGUUCAUGAGGUAACCAAAGAGCUUCGGAUGACGGAAAGACGUUCUUCGUCAACAGCGACGACUGCACGUCGUCAAGAUUUUCAAAGGACGGAACAUCGUUCCUCCUCGCGUGUGGUCAGUACUGCAGUUCGUGAGGAUUUUCAGACGACAACACGUCGUUCCUCCGGAUCGAUCACUUCACGAGAGUUUCGGACGUCGGAACAACGUUCCUCAAGAAGGAUCUCUUCAAAUCGCGAAGAGGUCCGGACGGGGGAGCAUCGAACGAUCACUACAAGUCGUCAGCAGGUUCUGAUGUCGAAGAGUCGUUCUUUGGGAACGGUCACUACAAGUAGGCAAGAGGUUCGGGUGGUGGGCCCUAGUUCUUCGCGUACAAUCACUACAAGUCAUCAGGAGGUUCGGACCUCGGAGCGUCGUUCUUCGGGAACGAUCAAUCGUGAGAAAGUUCGGACGAGGACGACAGAGCGUCGCUCAUCAGGAACCAUCCCUGCUGGACAUCAGGAGGUUAAACGCCGUUCCUCCAGAACGAUCACAGCCGAUCCCCACCGCCGCUCCUCUUGAGGAGACAGAUUCCUUCAAAAUGCACCGUACAAGAGUCUUCUUUUUCUAUGUGUGGUUGAAACGUAUUUGCUUAUGUUAUGUUUAUCUUCUUUCUAUGACUUUGCUUUUGUUGUUCAGCCUUUCUUUCUUUUUCUAAAUAAGAGUCCCAAGCAAGUGUAAUCUUAGGUUGUGUUUUCAUUUA